UCCGGUGUUGUAUGGGGGAGAAAAUUGUUAUGACAAAAACGUGAUAUUCACUUUACAGUCUUUCCCUAUCUUCUGAGUCAUCUUUACAUUAGUGCGGUAAAAUGAUACUAAAAUUACUACACUGAAGUUUUUACUAAACGUGUGGCUCCGUUUGCUCCACGCGCUGGUUUACCUGCUAGCAGGUUGUAACCUUGGCGUGCAAGUCUGUAGUUUUAUCAAGGGUUUGCUGUUCUUAGAAGGUUUAUCUACUGAAAAAUAAAAAUGCUAGGGUUGUGUCGAGGACUAAGCCAAUCCCCAGUCAAGAUCCUGACAGAAGCAACAGUUUUGUCGCCAUGUCUGUGGUUUGUGCCUGCACGCUGCAAAUUCACAAAAGCAAGAAUUCCUAAAGAGAUUUUUGUCGAGAGAUCCAAAGAACAUGACAAAUAUGGGGGAGAUCCAGAUCAACCACAUAAACUGCACAUAGUAACACGUGUAAAAAGUGUGAUGCGAAGACCGUACUGGGAGAAAGACAUGGUGAAAACGCUCGGGCUUACAAAGGCACAUGUACCUGUGAUUCACAAAAAUACACCUGCAGUCAACAGCCAGCUGAAAUUUGUCAAGCACCUCGUAAGGAUCCAGCCACUGAAGACUCCUUAUGGACUCCCUGCUGAAGAAGACAUGGCUGAAACCUACAUCAACAGCAAAGGAGAGCUGAUUGUUCGUCGUCUACUUAAACCUGUCGAACCAAAAGCUAUCGAAUCUUAGCUUUGCUCUCAGUCACAUCUGUUUAUAGUUCAGCUGUUCAUGAAUAAAACAAAAAUAUUGUGCUCACUACCUUUCUGCUCUGACAUUUCAGUCACAUAUGAUGUUAUUCUGACUUCAGUUUAAAUUAAAUACUUUUUGAAGUGA
Messenger RNA from Cheilinus undulatus (humphead wrasse), 888 nucleotides. RefSeq names its product mitochondrial ribosomal protein L30 (gene mrpl30). Lineage: Eukaryota; Metazoa; Chordata; Actinopteri; Labriformes; Labridae. Gene Ontology annotation, molecular function: structural constituent of ribosome. The record is from RefSeq and is a predicted model, not a curated record. Gene Ontology annotation, biological process: translation. The transcript is spliced from 5 exons. Gene Ontology annotation, cellular component: large ribosomal subunit; mitochondrion. Bases 262 to 744 code for a protein of 160 amino acids.